Messenger RNA from Monascus purpureus, 1041 nucleotides. NCBI's taxonomy places the organism in Eukaryota, Fungi, Ascomycota, Eurotiomycetes, Eurotiales, Aspergillaceae. The record is from the annotation of a GenBank genome assembly.
AUGUUAUAUGAGCAUUUGUUAUCGACAUUGCUCAAUCCAGAUGGUUCGACACGCUCAAAUGAUGCAUGCCCUGCCAGAAAGGCUGUAGUUGAAGAAUUAAAAAGCUGCCAAAAGCAGAAUGCCAAAAAGGAAAUUAAGAAGAAGGCCCUCGCACAAAUUGCAUCUGAUUUGGAUAGCGGGGUGCCGGACGAGUCCCGAGAUUGCCUUCAGACCAUAGCACUCUGCUUAGAGGCCCCGUCAACCUCGCGAGAGAUUGAAGAAGAAGCUAAGGGAGAGACACUAUCCCUUCUAGCACCCGAUAUUGGCGCAUUCUACUCCAACAUAACCACGUUUAGACAGCCACUUUCUGGGUUUUUAGCGACAACGGUGAAUGAUCUCCGAAGCAUUGCUAAUGCGGCAGCUCCUCCUUCUCAUGGACCGGAAUCUUUCGUACCCUCUCAGUCUCGAUUUACCCGAUCUUCCCGAGUCACACGCGCCCACCAGAAUGCUACUGCUACCAGACAAGCACUUCUUUCCUCACAGCUUCGAGACCGUUUGCGCAAUCUUCGCUCGAUCCAGUUAUCUGAACUCCCAGCUGCCCGGAGAGAGAUGGCAGCGACAGCAGCAAAGGUUUUGGCGGCGCGAACCCAGGUUCUUGAGCGUACGGUUGUUUUACUGGAGCGUGUAAAACAUGGGACAUUGGCUAGGGCCACAAAAGCUAAAGCUGAACACUUAGCUACAGUUGCUGAAGGGGUAGAGGGGAAGUUGAAUGUCCUAAAGCUCGAGAUCUCUGCUAUAAUCUAUACUCCGGACACGAUCUCGGCACUGAACAAGUACCGCCAACACCUCCGUAAUGUGCGUACAAAGCUGGUGGAGAGGCAGCGCCUAGCAACCCAGGAACUGAGAGCUUACGGGGAUGUGGAUGUAGAAGAUGAUAACGAUGAUGGGGCUGGCAACGACCUGAAGAACACUGGGGCUAUGCGUGAGAUCGCACGACGGUACGGGACGUUAGCAAAAAAGCUGGAGGCAGUGAAGAUGGAAAUUAAGAGACUGGAAGGGUAA